CCAACCCAACCAACACACACCCAAACGCAUCAACACAUCAAUCCUUCAGACGAGUUCUUCGCCGUUCCAUACUUCUGCUCCUGCUGCUCCGGCGAGUUUGAUCUACUGAUGGCCGCCGCUUCUCCCACCCAGGCUCCGGCCAUGACCCUGCCGGCCGCCAUGGCCGCCAAGGUGGCGCCCUCCCCGAAGCCCGCCCCCGCCGGCGACCGCAAGGUGGUGCCGGUGAUGACCGACGCCGACGAGGUCGUCGUCCAGGUCCAGGUCCAGGCCGAGCUGCACGUGCUCGCCGUCGACGACAGCGUCGUCGACCGCGCCGUCAUCGCCAAGAUCCUCCGCAGCUCCAAAUACAGAGUGACUACCGUGGACUCUGCGACGAGGGCGCUGGAGCUGCUGGGCCUGGGGCUCAUCACGGACGUGAACAUGAUCAUCACCGACUACUGGAUGCCCGGCAUGACCGGGUACGAGCUGCUGAAGCGCGUCAAGGAGUCGUCGGAGCUCCGGGAGAUCCCCGUGGUGAUCAUGUCGUCGGAGAACGUGCCCAACCGCAUCACCCGCUGCCUCGAGGAGGGCGCCGAGGACUUCCUCCUCAAGCCCGUCCGCCCCUCCGACGUCUCCCGCCUCUGCAACCGCAUCCGGUGAUCAGCCGUCCAAGCCUCAGACAACGGAGGAGGAUUAAUUCUUAAGUAGAGCAGGAUUUUUCAAUUCUUUUUUCUUCGGUCUUCUUUCCCAUGGACAUAGAUCCGCCGCUCGCUGCCGCCUCAAACAACAGCUUGACUUUUUGGGGUCCUAGGAGAUGAUGAUGAUUUAGAUUAGGAUGUUAGUUCGUUCGUCCCCUUGUGUGCUCUGCUUCUUCAGAGAUGCCAAGAAGAACAAACCGAAACAGAGUAUUCCUUCUACCAAAAGGAAGGAUAUCUUCUGAAUGAAUGUUGUUCAGAGAA
Messenger RNA from Aegilops tauschii subsp. strangulata, 938 nucleotides. RefSeq names its product two-component response regulator ORR3. Gene Ontology annotation, biological process: phosphorelay signal transduction system; cytokinin-activated signaling pathway. The record is from RefSeq and is a predicted model, not a curated record. Lineage: Eukaryota; Viridiplantae; Streptophyta; Magnoliopsida; Poales; Poaceae.